AUGGAAUCAGAUAACUUAUCCGUAAACAAUUCUCCAAAAGAAAAAUCACCAAUCCAAAAUUUUUCUAAAGAUGAGUUAGAAGAAAGAAUUAUUGAAACUGAUAAGAAAAUUAAAAAAUUACAAUUUGAAAAAAGUAAAUAUGAAAAAGAAUUAAUGAAGCAAAGAGAAGAAGAACACGUUAUAAGAAGGAGUAAAGCAGAAAAUAGACUUAAAAGAAAAUUGAAAUAUUUUGAACAAAUUAAAAAAUACAAAAGAUAA
Molecule: messenger RNA, 258 nt
Organism: Racocetra persica
Lineage: Eukaryota; Fungi; Glomeromycota; Glomeromycetes; Diversisporales; Gigasporaceae
Source: the annotation of a GenBank genome assembly